AUGGCACCCAUCUCUCUGCAUAAUCUGGACGAGCCAAACGCCUACAACUCAACUCCUCCGUCAUCUCCUGACACUUCCCCCAACAAGGAAAAUCGCCGACACCAUUGCGACAAGAGACAUAGUGUUGCUGAAAUGUCUCAGUCAAGUAAGCGACGCCGCUUUACUGAUCGCACCUCGAAUAUUCACUCGCAAAGCUCCUCCUCGCAACAGCAGCGCCGGCAGAGCAACAGAUACUAUGACCCUGAUCAGGAUGAAGGUGAACGGAGAGAGAUUCGUAAAGGGCUUAGAGAUCUGACUCGUGAUCUUAACGACUCUCGCUCCGAGUUUAUGCGAUCAGGAAAUAAGGGAAUAUACGAAACUGUUGAAAAGGCCAACAAGCUCUUUGCCCAUGUUAAGCAGACUGCCGACGCAACCAUCGACUCGCGCCUCUUGGUCAACGCCGCCGAUCUUUCGCACAAGAAAACGGCGCAGCUCACUCUCGGAAGUUCAGCUGCUGGUAUCGAUGUAGACGAGUUUGUGUCUAAAUGUAUCUCCUUUAUGCGCCACGGUCCCGGUGGCUCGAUGCCUAGCGGUGGGUCCCGCCGCAAUCGAAUGGGUCGCCUUACCCAAAGAGAUAAUGAUAGUGGCGAUGAAGACGAUGGUGACGCUAUGAACUGGGAAUGGCUAGGUCGGACAGCCUGUUUCCCCCACAAUGCCCGACCUCCGGUGUCAGGAUGGCUACUCGGUCCACUUUCAGUGCAAAAGCGAGUGCGGCAGGUGGUCCAACGCAGACAAAAUGAGAACUUUAGCAAUGUCGAAAGAAACCAGCCAAAAGAUUUGGCGCAAGAGGAUCUCGGACAGGAAACUGCCAAUCUUACGACCAUGUGCUCCAAUGUCAAUCAGUUGCUUGCCAAUCACAUGGCUGACGCGCAAGAUAAAGUGGACACGAUCCUCAGUGCGGAGAAUCCGACAGAAGAUAGAGUACAGGAAGUUAUGGCCGAUUGCAAGAUUGCCGAUGACGGCGGUACUCCCCUUUUCCAAUUUUGCAUCAACCCCAAGUCAUUUGGGCAGACUAUCGAGAAUCUCUUUUAUGUCAGUUUCCUGGUUCGAGAUGGAAUUGUCGGUGUGGCUACGGACAGUCGCAACCUGCCAACCCUUCACUCAUCGGAUCCGUAUGCGCCGAGUGAGGCUCAGAAGAGAGGCGUUGAAAAGCACCAAGCCGUCUUCAGCCUAGAUUUUGACACAUGGGAAAAGUUGAUUGAAGAGUUCAAAAUUACUGAAUCGAUUAUUCCUCAUCGCGAGGAAGAAGACGCGCAGACUGGUCUGAAGUGGUACGGAUAA
Penicillium taxi is the source of this 1320-nucleotide messenger RNA. RefSeq names its product nuclear protein Qri2/Nse4. The record is from RefSeq and is a predicted model, not a curated record. Bases 1 to 1320 code for a protein of 439 amino acids. The transcript has 3 exons. Gene Ontology annotation, biological process: DNA repair. Lineage: Eukaryota; Fungi; Ascomycota; Eurotiomycetes; Eurotiales; Aspergillaceae. Gene Ontology annotation, cellular component: nucleus; Smc5-Smc6 complex.